Molecule: messenger RNA, 2686 nt
Organism: Salvelinus namaycush (lake trout)
Lineage: Eukaryota; Metazoa; Chordata; Actinopteri; Salmoniformes; Salmonidae
Product: zinc finger protein 883-like
Exons: 2
Coding region: 1064-2536 (490 amino acids)
Biological process (GO): regulation of transcription by RNA polymerase II
Cellular component (GO): nucleus
Molecular function (GO): DNA-binding transcription activator activity, RNA polymerase II-specific; RNA polymerase II cis-regulatory region sequence-specific DNA binding
Source: RefSeq, a predicted model, not a curated record
CUGUCUGUGUGGAUGGACCAUUUCAGAUUGUCAGUGUUGUGUACACAAAGGAACUUGACUGGCCCAGUCAAUGUGAAUGGGCAAAGAGGACCAGAUUGGAGUUAUGAUCUGAUUUGCAAAGGUAGGACAGAGGAGGGCAAAUACACAUGUAACCACACGUUGUCCACUGCAUUGUGCAAAUGCAUGCUGGGUAGCAUCAAACUCACCAGUUUUGAACAUCCAGAAUAGAUUCUAUUAUGCUCCUUCUCCUGUCUUGACAUUUUUAUCCAAAUCUGUGCUGGUCAACAGUGCCAAAUUAACAACUCUGCCAUUAGACAGGCUUGAUUGUAUUUACAGCUCUGAUCUGGAUGGUGGACUAGCCCAUGUAUUGGAUAUUUGUCAACGUUCAUUCCAGUGGUGUGGUGCUUGGGGUGGGGGAGGGGCUAAUGCCCCCCAAACCCUGAUUAUAUAAAUGUAUAGGAUGCAUAACUCUGCAACGCUUUAGGCUAGAAACAAGCUGUAAAAGGCACCAUAAAGAAGUGGCUCUAUUGUACAUGGGGAUAACUGUAUAAAUUGACAUUCAUUUAAUUUAGGGUGGAAGGUAAAACCAAAUAAUUGAUGGAUUUGGCUCUAAAUACUACAUCAUAAUGAGCAGCAGUAGUUCAGGUGUUUUAGUUUUUCCUCACUUGUUAUUAUGACAAAUCACGAUUUGGCAGGUGUUGGCGUCCUCCUCGUUCCAUCAUCUGUUAAGCUCUCCUCCUAACACGUAUGAACCCUGAACUAAAUCGAGUGGCUGACCAAUUACGUGAGACAUUAGUUCUUAACUCAGGUGAAAGAUGUUCAACUCCAAUGACUGCUCAACCAAAGUUUCUGAACAUAAGACGGGGCAUUACAAGUGUUAUCAGUUUUGACAUUUUGUAAAAACAAAUAUACCACUUCCAUCUGAAAGAUUUGGUAAAGUGAUUGAAAAUGUAGAAAGUAGUGAACGAUUACACACUUCAGGAAAAUGGAUGUAUUAUAAGGAUGCACCAAUCAAUCAGAGAUUUAGACUAAAGUAAUCAAAUGUUUGGUCUAAUGAUAUUCUAUGUACAAUACUUUCUGUGGUCACCAGGACAGAGCUAGCCCGUCCCCCUCCAACCUGCCAGAGUCCCCUGGUCACAACUCUCCUGGUAGCGCCUUACUGCUGGAUCUGAAGAGGGUGUCUGUGCGGCUGGUCGACUGCAGGAAAACACCAGGGCAGAGUGGAACUGUGAGAGAAGGACACAAGGAGGAAGGAUAUUUGAUUUCAUCAAGUGACACCCCUAACCGUCGUUCUCUCAGUGGGAGGAGCUUAUCAUCUGGGGAGCCUCAACAUGCUACUGACGUGACAGAGAAGAGCCUCUCCAGAUCAGAACACCUCAAGAAACACCAGCAGAGAUGUAGAGAGAAGAAACCUCACCACUGCUGCUCUGACUGUGGGAAGAGUUUCACUAGCCUGAGUGGCUUCAUUAUUCACCAGCGGAUUCACACCCGAGAGAAACCGUACUGCUGCUCUCAGUGUAGGAAGAGUUUCACCUGUGCAGGAGGUCUUAAAGUACACCAAAGAAUCCAUACGGGAGAGAAGCCUUACAGCUGCUCAGAAUGUGGGAAGUGUUUUACUGCUUCUAACGCCUUCAAAUAUCAUCUGCGAAUUCAUACAGGGGAGCGGCCUUACCCCUGCCUUGAUUGUGGAAAGAGCUUCAACCAGUCAUGCAACCUGAUGACACACAAGCUAACACACACUGGAGUGAAGCCUUAUAGCUGUGAUCAGUGUGGGAAGAGCUUCAAUCAGGCAGUCCACCUGACCACACACAAGCUAGCACACACUGGAGUGAAGCCUUAUAGCUGUGAUCAGUGUGGAAAGCGCUUUGCUGUAGCUUCCACCCUGAAUAGACACCAGGUAACACACACACGAGUUAAGCCUUAUAGCUGUGAUCAGUGUGGGAAGAGCUUUUCUGUAGUUUCCUCCCUGAUUAGACACCAGGCAACACACACUGGAGAGAGAACUUAUGUCUGUCUAUGUGGGAAGAGCUUUGCUUUAGCUUCCACCCUGACUACACAUCAGCGAACACACACUGGAGAGAAGCCUUAUAGCUGUGAUCAGUGUGGAAAGAGCUUUGCUGUAUCAGAAAAACUAACUAUACACCAGCGAACACACACAGGAGAAAAGCCUUAUAGCUGUGAUCAGUGUGGGAAGAGCUUCAGUCAAUCAGUACACCUGAAUACACACCAGCUAACACACACUGGAGAGAAACCUUACAGCUGUGAUCAUUGUGGAAAGAGCUUCAGUCAAUCAGUACACCUGAAUUCACACCAGCGAACACACACAGGAGAGAAACCUUACAGCUGUGAUCAUUGUGGUAAGAGUUUCAGUCAAUCAGGGAGCCUAAAUGCACACAAGCGAACACACACUGGAGAGAAACCCUAUGUCUGUUUUUGUGGGAAGAGCUUUGCUCAUUUAGGGCCAAUGAAAAAACACCAGAAAGCAAAAAUGUGCCAUAUUUCAUCUUCCGAUUCGACACCGGUUCCAGAUCCCUAAAUAAAGGAUCAAUAGAAAACAUCUAUUGAACAGUCAUAUCCAUCUCCCAUUCUUGCUCUGCUUUCUUAACACUAUCAACAAGGCAGGUCCUACAGGUCCUAGUUUUGUCGCACCUUGACUACUGUUCAGUCGUGUGGUGAGAUGUCACAA